Messenger RNA from Meloidogyne enterolobii, 531 nucleotides. The record is from the annotation of a GenBank genome assembly. Lineage: Eukaryota; Metazoa; Nematoda; Chromadorea; Rhabditida; Meloidogynidae.
AUGCUGAUUCUGCAAGAUCGACGCGUUCAGGAACAAUCAGUGGCUCUUCCAAUGUUUCGACGCCUUCGUCUAGCAGCAGCAGUAGUAGCAGCAGUUCUUCACCAGCUUCGGAGUCUUACUCUAUCUCUGAAGUAUCCUAUGGCCGCUCAAAGCGCUCAUCUCGUUCUGGAAGGUCUGAAAGGAGUAAGCGGAGUAAACGCUCUUCCCGUGGUUCUAAACGUUCGUCCCGUGGAGGCCGUUCCAAGCGGAAGAGUUCAAAACGUUCUGGCCGAUCUCGCAAAUAAAUUCCGGAUAAAGAAUGGGGAAUAAUGUUGUAUGGAUGGAAUAAAAAGGGCAUGAGUUUUAUAUUCUGAAAACUUUCCGGAAAUAAUAGUUCUGUAUAUUCUAUUGUCUCUAUUUAACGCUCUGCCUGUUAAAUAUAGCCCCAAUGACCAUAAAAUACUUGUUAAAAAUCAUUAUUUGUAUUUUCCCCUAAAUAUAUUCUAUUGUUGUUGUAUUUCUUGUUGUGUUAAUAUAAAAUAUUGUUUGUUG